This is a messenger RNA of Umbelopsis ramanniana AG, 561 nucleotides long. RefSeq lists its product as uncharacterized. NCBI's taxonomy places the organism in Eukaryota, Fungi, Mucoromycota, Umbelopsidomycetes, Umbelopsidales, Umbelopsidaceae. The transcript is spliced from 3 exons. The record is from RefSeq and is a predicted model, not a curated record. The coding region runs from base 169 to 516 and encodes 115 amino acids.
GGCGGUCAAGAUCCUACAUAAUCAGAUUGGCGAAUCAUUCGUUAAUGUAACUUUAAUCUGUGGUGGGAAAGUCAACUGGUGGGUGGAGUUGUAACCUGAUGUGGAGAAAACCUGAAGCGGCAAAAUACACGAUCUCGAAUCUCUUGUUUCUUACUUACUUACUCCACCAUGGGCAAAAUCGUCAAUCACAACUAUACCCAGAGAUCUGAACCUGCCGGAGGAUUCAAGACUCUAGAAGAGUUCUAUCCCUUUUACCUUGGUGAACACUGCAACCAGAUAAACAGAAGGUUGCAUAUUACAGGAACCACUAUAUCACAGAUCAUAAUUGCAUAUGCUGUCAUUAGACAGAAAUGGAAGUGGAUUCUUGCUGCAGUCGUUCAAGGCUAUGUAUGGGCAUGGGUGGGCCAUUUCAUUUUCGAAAAGAACAAGCCUGCCACUUUUCGUUAUCCCAUCUGGUCGUUUAUCUGCGACUUCAAGUUGUGGAAAGAAGUCAUCAGUGGCCAAAGAGCUUUCUGAUUAAGAGAAUAUUUAAGUAGUUUUGGUGCUAUUACGUCUGGUGCG